UAUUACAAAUUUCAAUGAACUCAUAUAUUACAUUUUAGUUAGAAUUUGGUUAAAAAUUCCAUUUAUUACUCUUUCGGCACAACAAAAUCUUUUUAUAUUAAAAAUGUUUGAGGAAUUGAUAGACUUGAAAACUUUUAUCAUCUGUCUGUUGAUUUUAUGUAUUCCGGCCUUUGGUUAUUUCUACGGCAUUUAUGAUCACUGGACCAAGCGAAAGGAACUAGUUAGUCCUUUAAUCCCUACGCCCUUUCAGCUGCCAGAACUGAAGGAUAUCAGGCUAACAGUAAAUGAGUUGCUGGAUUAUGAUGGAACUCGAAGUGAUGGCAGGAUAUUGGUGGCUCUCAAAGGUCUAAUUUACGAUGUAUCCAGCGAUGUUUUAGAGUUCGGUGUGGGUGGAACUCUAAGCCAUGUGGCUGGCAAUGAUUUUACCCAAUAUCUAAGGCGGAUUAUGAACGUUCAUCAUACGGAAAUCAACUAUGUGGAACGUUGGGGGGAAAUCCUAGAGACGAACUACAAGCGAGUUGGUUUCUUAAUCGAUGAAAGUGGAAAUUCCCUGGUCCAGCAACACCCUGAAAAAUCCUAUGAUAGCGGCAAACCUUUAGAGGGAAACGAUUUAAUUAAUCAGAAAACAUCAAAAGAUAAUAAUUUGGAGAAAUUGCUUGGUUCAGCAAUCGAUAAGAAUGAAAUACCAAUUCAGGAGAAUUGAUUGUCUCAAAAUAAUAUAUAAAACAUCUAAUUGUUUAUAAAACAAAAUUAUGAUCAAGUAAAGAUUGAAAUUUGCAGUUAAUAAAUUGUGGCACUUUUAU
Messenger RNA from Drosophila serrata, 803 nucleotides. It is a transcript of the gene t-cup, whose product is annotated as tetleys-cup. The record is from RefSeq and is a predicted model, not a curated record. Lineage: Eukaryota; Metazoa; Arthropoda; Insecta; Diptera; Drosophilidae.